Zeugodacus cucurbitae (melon fly) is the source of this 1703-nucleotide messenger RNA. Its product is annotated as calcium-binding mitochondrial carrier protein SCaMC-1-like. Gene Ontology annotation, biological process: transmembrane transport. The transcript is spliced from 3 exons. Bases 134 to 1051 code for a protein of 305 amino acids. NCBI's taxonomy places the organism in Eukaryota, Metazoa, Arthropoda, Insecta, Diptera, Tephritidae. Gene Ontology annotation, molecular function: ATP transmembrane transporter activity. The record is from RefSeq and is a predicted model, not a curated record.
CACCAAUAAAAUCAAAACACUUCAAUUCUUUUUCACUUAUAUAUCAAUCAUGCUCAUGUCACAUAAAUAUUUAUAAACUAAAUAAUUCAUUUACAUAAAAUUCAUUUCAAUUAAGUUGACGAUGCGAACAUAGAUGGAUGUGACAACAACUUUUCGCGUAAAACAGGCAUCGCUGAAAAGCUCGCCAUUGUGGACGCAUCUGAUUGCGGGCGGAGUCGCGGGUGCUAUAUCGCGUACCUGUACGGCACCAGCAGACAGAAUUAAGAUAUAUUUGCAGGUGCAAACUAAGAAGACAAGCUUCAUGGAAUCCGUACGACAUUUAAUUCGGGACGGUGGUGUACUAAGCAUGUGGCGUGGUAAUGGCAUAAAUGUUUUGAAAAUUACACCCGAAUCUGCAAUUAAAUUUGCUGUGUACGAUGAGAGCAAGCGAUUUCUACGUGGCGACGAGUCACGCUCCUUAACAAUGGGUGAGCGUUUUGUAUGCGGCGCUUUGGCGGGUAAUGUCUCACAAACAUUCCUUUAUCCGAUGGAUGUAUUGAAGACGCGACUGGCGCUAGUUAAAACCGGACAAUAUUCCGGAGUCAUACAUAUGAUAAAGCAUAUGUUCGAACAAGAGGGCAUUCGUUCUUUCUACCGUGGAUACAAUGCAUUCGCUGUUGGUAUUAUGCUUUAUUGUGGCAUUGAUCUGGCCGUUUAUGAAACGGCUAAGCAUGCAUAUUUGGGAUACAAAGAAGCGGAAAAUACAUUGAAACCGCUCGUGAUAUUAAGCUGUUGUACACUCUCAAGUACCAUUGGACAAUUAUCAACCUAUCCACUGGCGUUAUUGAGUUCACGACUUCAAGCUAAAACUGUUUUUAGAGAUGAAGUUCCGAGCAAAAAUUUCAUAGAUAAAAAUAUGGUGCUGCUAUUAUGGCGGAUUCGUCAAAAAGAAGGUAUAACUGCCUGGUACCGUGGUUUACUUCCAAAUUUUAUGAAAUCGGUUCCUUGUGUUUGUAUCACUUACAUUGUGUAUGAGUACAUGAUAUCUCUUUUAGGUUAUAGUAUGAUAUGAUAUUAUAUUUUCUAGUAUAUAAAGUUACGAAUACUAAGCGACAAACAUGCAUACAAUAUAUAAUGUCUAUUGAUUUUUCUGCUCUAAGAACAUGUCCUAAACAGCAAACGACUGUUUGUAACAUCUAAUACUCAACGAGAUUGACAUAGCUUUUGUCCGGAUCAAAAGAUCAGGUACCAAACAAAAAACCAUAUGUAGCUCUGUUCUAAAGUACUAGCUGAGUAUCAAAUUAUCGGACUCAAAGUGACGCUGUUUUGCUAUGUUACAAAAUCUAUUACAACAACAGCCGUUAAUCAAGGUGUUACAAGAUGUGAUCAAUGAUGUUACGUAUACGCAAUGACGGUCCAUUUUCUAAAAAAAUACAUACUUAGGCUCAACCCACACCGGAUUAGUCAAAAAUGUCUUUGACCAAUAAGACACAAAAACGUAUUUUGAUCUGGCCCAAAACAAGCGAACAUGCAUUUUUGUCCCGCUGAAAAAUUUUCCCAGGUUUCCACAACUGUCAGCCACAAUGCUGUCAAUUUUUAUUACUAUGUUUCAUUUAGUUUGUUUACGGCGUCAUUAGGAACAAGUCAACCAUUUGUGUGCGUUGCGAUUUUUAUAAGCCCCUCUUUGAACGAUUUAUACCAAUCGUGAACUUGAGUUUUCGACA